Molecule: messenger RNA, 1636 nt
Organism: Sphaeramia orbicularis (orbiculate cardinalfish)
Lineage: Eukaryota; Metazoa; Chordata; Actinopteri; Kurtiformes; Apogonidae
Gene: hsd17b2
Product: hydroxysteroid (17-beta) dehydrogenase 2
Exons: 5
Coding region: 115-1239 (374 amino acids)
Biological process (GO): steroid metabolic process
Cellular component (GO): intracellular membrane-bounded organelle
Molecular function (GO): oxidoreductase activity
Source: RefSeq, a predicted model, not a curated record
GGUUUUUCACUCACCUGUUGGCAAGUGACUGGGGUUAACACAAAAGAGGCGGAAGAACAACACGGUUGCCACACAAAGACUUUUCACAGGAGCGCUGACUACCGAAGGACUGAAAUGUGGGGCUGUAUGUGUGUGGGAGUUGCAGCUGUGUACAUUUCCACAGUGGUAUGGAAGUGUAAAGAGGGGAGUGUUGUUGGAUACUGGGCUGCAGCCUCUGUGGCCUUUGGAUCUGGGCUAUACUUUGUCCUGUCUCCAGUCUGGUGUGGGGUGUCCUUGCUCUGCUGCAGCCUCGGCCUACACUGUCUGACUCUGAGGAUGAAGCAGAUGCUGCCACCUCAGGGGAAGGCAGUGCUGGUUACAGGAUGCGAUACUGGAUUUGGUCAUGCUGUGGCCAAGCAGCUGAGUGAGAUGGGAGUGCAGGUGUUUGCUGGUGUGUUGGAUGUGAACGGACCAGGAGCUCAGGAGCUGAAAGAGCGAGGAUCUGAAAACCUGCAUGUCCUGCAGCUCGAUGUGACUGACAGCUCCCAGAUAGAACAAGCUCACCAGCACAUCCGCUCUCAGGUUGGGCGAACAGGUUUGUGGGGUUUGGUGAAUAACGCGGGGAUCCUGCAGUGUCCAGUUGAUGCAGAGCUCCACCCAUUCUCAGGCUACAGACGCCUCAUGGAAGUGAACUUCUUGGCUGCAGUGAAGAUGUGUCAGGUCUUCCUCCCCCUGCUGCGAAGGUCAAGAGGACGCAUUGUUAACGUUUCCAGCUUAGCAGGUGAUGUACCAAUUCCAACAUUUGCUGCUUAUGGGGCCUCAAAGGCAGCACUGAGCACUUUCUCCAGAGUCAUGAGGCUGGAGUUGGCUGAAUGGGGAGUCAGAGUGUCCAUAAUUCAACCCACAGGCUUCAGAACAAAUAUCUAUGGGGUCAGUGGUGACACGCUCCGCUUCAGAGAUGAAAUCCUCAGAGACAUAUCACCUGAGACCAGAGAGGAUUAUGGGGAGGCUUACAUCUCCUCGUUCUCCACUAAUUUGUCCAAAAUGCCACAGCAGCUGCCCGACAAUCUGUCUCCAGUGGUGGACGACAUAUGUGACGCUCUGCUGUCGAUUCAACCCAAACCUCUGUACAUGCCAGGACAGAUGGGUUGGCUCCUGCCAUUUCUGCACCGUCACUGCCCCACCAGUGUCCUGGAUGUCUUAAUCAUAAAUCUCAUUAAACACACCAACUGUAAACCUGCAGGGCUGAGGAGCAACUGAGCUUCACAUGGAUUCACAAAGUGUCAUUUUAAUUGUGAUCUUCAAAUCAUCUCCUUAUGCUACAGAAAACCACUCAAACACACUUGAAAUAAAGCACUAUAAUGAAACUAUGAGCAUGACUGCUGAAACCUAAAACUAUAAAAACACCUUCUCAUACUGACAUUUGCUCUCAUCCACAUACCGUAUUUGUUGAGACCAUCUGCACUGUGUUUAUCUUAUGCAUUAUGUUGAAUCCUCUGUCUGUUAUGCUCUUUGGAUUUCUUAAUUUAUACCAGUCUUUCUCAAAUGGCGUACAUGUACUCUCAGGGGUACUUGGAAGAAGCCCAGGGAGUACUUGAAAUUUUUUUGGGGAAAAUACAUUAAAUAUGUCAUCAUGUACUGAAUACAAAAUAAAUAA